AUGAAUAACGGCCCUCAGGGCUCGCCAGCAAGCGCUGGGCAGACUGGUGCCCAGCAACAAGGCCAGCAGAAUCAGCAGAAUCAACAGGCCCAACAACAGCAAAGAAAGAUUACACCCUUUCGUCCAGAACAAAUGCGGAUGUUACCCGAGCAGUUUUCUGUUGAUGAGCGAACAAAAUGGGAAUCCGGAUUACGAUCUUUGUGGACGCAAAUCGAGAAAUACGCCCAGGAUACACCUGCACAUCAGGAGGCUAAGCGCAAACUUUUCGAUUUUUCACGAACCCUUCAAUCAAAGAUCCAAAAUGCUCAAGCCCAGAAAGGAACACAACCUCAAUCUCAGUCACAGGUGUCAACUGCCGAUGGAAGUAACGCAAGUGGAGUACCAAGGCAACAACAACAGCAACAACAACAGCAACAACAGCAGCAACAACAGCAGCAACAACAGCAGCAACAACAACAGCAGCAACAACAGCAGCAACAACAGCAGCAACAACAGCAGCAACAGCAGCAACAACAACAGCAGCAACAACAACAACAGCAACAGCAGGGAAAAAUUUCACCUAAAUUGAUGGAGCAUGUUACCAAUUUUCCAUACCAGCUUCCCCCAAAUAUACAGGCUGGAUCUGAAGCUGCUCAGAAAUGGCUUCUGACAGCAAAGAAUGGAUACCUCAAAGCACUGAUGGCCCUCGAACAAAGUUCAAUACGCUCAAGCGCGGUAGAAGCUGUACUUAAGACUAAAACUGUGGAAGGGAAGCCGCUAACCCAGGAAGAUGAAAAAGAAUGGAUUGAAAAAAAGGAGCAUGCACAGAAGCAAAAUGCCGAUGCAAAGGCUUAUAUCGAUCAUUUCCGCCAACAACAGAGCCAGUAUAAGAUUGCGAAUUCGGGAGGACAGCAAAGUUCAACAACUCAACCAACUGGGACAAACAGCAAUUCAAGCAAUACUAGUCAGAGCUCUAGACCUCCUUUAAACUCCCAGCAACCGAACCCAUUUACGCAAACUGUUAAUGCAGCCAUUGAGGCAGCUCGUAAUCAACAAACCGGCGUGCGGAGAUUACCUAAUGGCCAGAGUUCCCAAAUACCCAGUCAAGGUGCAUCUUCGCAAAUAAGUGCACCUGGCAUUAAAGUUGAAGGCAACAUUCCUCCGCCAAUUAAUACGGUUAUCAGUCAAAUACAAGGGCAGCAACGCCCGAUGCAGAACUCGCCACAAACAGCGACAGCGUCUCGCCCUGGUGGAAUCGCCCCAUCUUCGGCAACAUCACAGCAGAUACCGCAACAACCACAGGCUUUAUCACACUCGGAUGCACUAGGCUUGGCCGCACGAACAUAUUCAUCAAGUACCCAACCAUCUGGCAAUAUUAUGAGCCAUUCACAUCCAUCCUCUAUUGAAAAGCCUCGAUCAGAUCCCCCGGUCUCAAAUAAAUUACCCAUACCUAAACACCUUCCUGAUCGAGCUACUGCAUUGCCUCAACCUGUAUCAAUGCCUCAGGGCCGCCCCUCACUUACUGGUGGCGCUUCAAAUAUUAGUAAUGGAAUGAUAGGUCAGCCAGUAUUGGCUAAAAUUCCCGGCUUCAAUAUGGAGGGUGAUGGUGAUAGGGUUUUGAGCAAAAAGAAAUUAGACGAAUUAGUGAGACAAGUCACUGGUGGCGGACAAGGAGGUACAGAUGGUGGAGAUGGCGUCGGGAGCUUAGCUCCUGAUGUAGAAGAGAAUAUCCUGCAAGUAGCCGAUAACUUUGUCGACCAAGUAUUACAAGCAGCUUGCAAAAAUGCCAAGGAACGCGGAAGUCGAACUCUCGAGAUCCGUGAUAUUCAACUUACUCUUGAGCGUGGCUAUAACAUCCGAAUUCCCGGCUAUGCCUCGGACGAGAUACGAACUGUUCGCAAAAUCCAGCCGGCACCCGGCUGGAUUGCAAAAAUGUCUGCAGUUCAAGCAGCAAAAGUUACGGGUGGCAAAAGUACCGAUUAA
Messenger RNA from Blumeria graminis f. sp. triticale, 1962 nucleotides. Lineage: Eukaryota; Fungi; Ascomycota; Leotiomycetes; Helotiales; Erysiphaceae. The record is from the annotation of a GenBank genome assembly.